GGAGUUGCAUUCCGUGACAGAGGGACCAUGCGGCAAGGCGUCGACCUCGAGUUCCCCGCCCAUGAUGCGACGACCGCGCUGCAAGGCCUCAUUCGCCGCAAGCUCGGCGAUGCGUAUGUCGACCAGAUUGUCGUUGCACCCAUGACAGCGCCGCCCAACAGCCUCGACAUGGCCAAGGUCGACAUGGACGGCGAUCGCGUGCGUGUCUCCGGUACGAGCGCAACGGCCAUGGGCUACGCGCUGCACGCGUACCUCAAGCGCGACGUGCACGUCCAUGCGGACUGGGACGACCACGCGCUGCCGCUGCCGCCGACGCUGCCACCGGUCACGGACCCGCUCGUGCUCAAGAAGACGUCCAAGGUCACGUACUACUUGAACGUGUGUACGUCGAGCUACUCGAUGUGGUCGUGGAGCUGGGCGCAGUGGGAAGCGCACCUCGACUGGAUGGCCCUCUGCGGUAUCAACAUGCCAUUGGCGUUUGCGGGCCAAGAAAAGGUCUGGGCCGAGACCUUUAAGAAAUUCGGCGUCGACGCUUCUGGCUUGGACGCUUUCUUUGCUGGCGCAGCGUUCCAAGCAUGGGGUCGCAUGGGCAACAUCCAAGGCAGCUGGGGCCCGUACGGCCCGUUGCCACAGCACUUUAUCGAGGACCAAUACGCGCUCCAAGUGCGCAUUCUGCAGCGCAUGCGCGACUUCGGCAUGCUGCCAGCCCUUCCAGCCUUUGCGGGCCACGUCCCGGCCGUGCUCCGAACGCUUUUCCCGGACGCCGCCAUGCGCCAAGCGUCCCAAUGGGCGGGGUUCCCCAAAGAGUACACGUGUGUCUACAUGCUCGAGCCGACGGACCCGCUCUUCCACGCGAUCGGUCGGGCGUUCGUCGCAACGCAGCGCGAAAUCUAUGGCGAGAACGUCUCGUCGGUCUACCAGACCGACAUGUACAACGAGCUUUUGCCGCCAUCGGCCGACGCCGCGUACUUGCACGCCUCCGCCAAGGCCGUCAUGGACUCGAUGCUGGCGUCGGAUCCGAACGCGAUCUGGCUCAUGCAAGGCUGGCUCUUCUACUUUAUGCGGACGUUCUGGACCAACGAUGCGAUUGCAGCGUACCUCGGCGGCGUCCCCAACGACCGCAUGAUCCUCCUCGACCUCUGGAGUGACGAGUACCCGGUCUGGAGCCGCACCGACAACUACUUUGGAAAAAGUUGGAUCUACUGCGUGCUGCACACGUUUGGCGGCAACCUCGGUCUCCACGGGAACCUUCCGCAGCUCGCGAGCGCACCGAUCGAGGCGCGUGCCAAGAGCGACGGCCACAUGCUCGGCGUCGGUCUGACGAUGGAAGGCAUUUUUCAAAACUACGUGGUCUACGAACUUACGCUCGACAUGGCGUGGAAUUCGCAGCCGGUCGAGGUUGAAGCGUGGGUCGCCACGUACGUGCGCCAUCGGUACCAUGACGAAAGCACGCAGGCACUUGCUGCGUGGCGUGAGCUUUUGCAGUCUCUGUACGCUGGCAAGUCGGCGCCGCGCUGCCUCCUCACGUACCGCCCGCACUGGAAGAUGCUCAACAGCGCCAAAGCGGAUACGAUGGAUUGCGUGCGCCGGGCGUACAAGGCCUUGCUGGACGCCGUCGUGGAAGCGCCAGAGCUCGCCCACCUUGAUACGUUUACGCACGACCUCGUAGACAUCGCCCGGGAGGCGUUGAGUGGCGUCGUAGCGGCCAAGUACCUGGCGUUCCGCGAGCUCUAUACGACGCCGACGACGCUGCUCGUGACGCUCGAGACCGCGGCGGCUGGACUUUUGCACCUCAUGCACCAGAUCGACACGCUUUUAGGAACGACCGCAGCGUUCAUGCUCGGUCCGUGGCUGGCGAGUGCCCAAGCCUGCGCGACGCCAUCCACAGCAGAUUAUUUUCGCUACCAGGCGCAGAACCAAGUGACGCGGUGGGGCGAAGGCGACACGUUGAGUGACUACGCGGCCAAGCAGUGGAGCGGACUCAUUGCGACGUACUACAUUCCGCGCUGGACGCUCUGGCUCGACGGCGCGAUCGCAGCCUUUGCGGCCAAGACACCGAUGGACGAAGCCGCCGUGCACGCAGCGAUUGGUGCGUUUGAAGUGCAGUGGCAGACGGCGCCCAUCGACGUUCCGACGUUGCCGAGCGGUGAUCCGACGUUGAUUGCCGCCGCCCUCUACGCCGAGUACUGCGCCGAGUAAUCGCCGUUCGGUCAUGUGUGUUGCUAAGAAACGAUUCCAUCGAGUACGUG
This is a messenger RNA of Saprolegnia parasitica CBS 223.65, 2249 nucleotides long. RefSeq lists its product as hypothetical. The transcript has 6 exons. Bases 28 to 2199 code for a protein of 723 amino acids. Lineage: Eukaryota; Oomycota; Saprolegniomycetes; Saprolegniales; Saprolegniaceae. The record is from RefSeq and is a predicted model, not a curated record.